This is a messenger RNA of Penicillium subrubescens, 2565 nucleotides long. Its product is annotated as FTFMHR domain-containing protein. The coding region runs from base 1 to 2565 and encodes 854 amino acids. The transcript has 7 exons. Gene Ontology annotation, biological process: DNA-templated transcription; regulation of transcription by RNA polymerase II. Gene Ontology annotation, cellular component: chromatin. Gene Ontology annotation, molecular function: DNA-binding transcription factor activity, RNA polymerase II-specific; zinc ion binding; RNA polymerase II cis-regulatory region sequence-specific DNA binding. NCBI's taxonomy places the organism in Eukaryota, Fungi, Ascomycota, Eurotiomycetes, Eurotiales, Aspergillaceae. The record is from RefSeq and is a predicted model, not a curated record.
AUGGUCCUCCGAAAGUGCACUAUAUGUGACCGCAAGUUCAAAAAGACCGAGCAUUUCAAGCGGCACGAGCGGUCACAUACCAAGGAGCGUCCGUACGAGUGCACUGUGUGCCAUAAGCGCUUCUCCCGCAGCGAUGUUCUAAGCCGACAUGCCAAGGGCCAUAAUCAACCCAAUGGCAGCGCAAGUACCGUGGCCCGAAAAGAUUCUGCAGUAGAACAAUCUCCAGAUCGGCGAGCCUCGUUGAUCGCAGGUGCCUCGCCAAUGUUGCCCGGUCCAGAACAUGGGACUCCACUUCUACCAGCUGUCGGCCUAGAGGUGCACCAAAUACACAACCUCUCCACUCCUCGCGACAUGAAUCUCUCGGCGACUGGAAUACCAUCGUCAUCUUUAGACUUUUUGGCAGAUAUAUCAGCGCAUCAUGGUCGCGCAGAGCCCGAUAUCAAUUCCAUGAUUCUUGAUGAGCAGCAGCCCUACUUUGGAUGGAAUGAAGUGACUCCAGGCGGUCAAAAUACGCAGCAGAACAGCAUGGCCUUCGACGCCGUGCCAAACGAUAUGCUGCAGCUUUGGCUUGAGCCGCGGACGGACACGGGGUCCAAUCAUGGCUCUUUGGAUCUGAUGCGUGAUGGGCAUUUUCCUAUCAUAAGCGAAAAUGCAGUGCUCACGCCGGACCCACAGAACCGCAAUUCUGUCGACAGUGGCAAAUCGGGCUGUGAUAAUAUCCCCAUUGAACGUUUCACUAAGGUACAACGAUGUUGGCUUGCGCCGCCGAACCACACUGGACGACUGAUGAACAGCCUGUGGCGAGACAUUGUCUACACAGAUGCGGAUAAUCUCUUCUCAGUGAACACUGUAUACGUGGCGGAAGAAUCUAGCCUGCUUCAAGGAUCUCGCUGUGGCGUGGACGAUGAUUGCAGGAGACGCCUUCAGGCAGCGUUUGGCCAGACCUUCGCCUAUCCUCAAAUGCAGUCUCCACGGAACGGGGUUACGUCCCCUUCUACAACUGGCUCGGUGUCUAUGUCGUUUGCCAAUUUUCCUCCUGCGGAGAUCCUAGACAUGGCAUUAGACCUUUAUUUCCGCACGUUUCAUCCACUUGUACCGUUUGUCCACCUUCCUACUUUUUCCGCGAAGAAAACGCGUCUUCCUCUCCUCUUCGUCAUGUGUCUCAUUGGCAUGAUGCUGUUGGGGACCAAAGGCACGGCCAAUUUUGUGUCAAGAAACUUUACUCAUAUGCUAGAGAAAGUAACAGCCGAUCUCGCAAAGUGCACUAUGGGAGCCGAAUCUCCAGCCAGCGCAAUGUCCAUUUUUGCUACAGCUUUCUUGUUUCUGAACCUUGCUGUGCUAACUGGGGAGAAACAUCAUUUGGAACAAUGUCAGAUGCUCUAUGUCAAUCUCAUGUCGAUCACUCAACGCCAUGGACUCUUUGCUGCAAGUGAGGGCCAGAUACUCGACAUGAGUUUGUUUGAAAUGGUACCCGACAUUGAUAUGCGCUGGAAGGCAUGGUCAAAGGUCGAGAGUGCCAAGAAAAUCAUCAUCGGCUUGCUCUUUCUCGACUCCUGGUAUUCCGCCCUCCUGUCCACAAGCCCAAUCAUCGCCCCCGACUCGAUCCAAAUCAUCAUGCCUUGCAACGAAGCCCUUUUCCAAGCGCACUCAUCUAUACGCUGGACCCAACUCAUCCGUAGUGGCAAGCGGAUCUUGAUGCCUACGGCGCUGGCGCCGUCGGAAAAUAUCAACAUCCCCGCCCUUGAAGGGCCUAUGGACGAACUAUGUAUCCAAACAGUCUUGGCAAUGAUUCAGCUCCGCCAGUCCGAGGCCUACCACCGCCUCUUAUCCAACCGUGCAAGCUACCCGUUCGCUCCGUGUCAUACAUACGCUAUGGAUGGCCGCGCGAGAUGCCUUCCUUCUUUGCAGUCCCAAAUAGCGAGCACCUACGGUGAAGCAAUGGACCGAUUAAACCCCAACGCCCUCGUCAUGUGGCACCACAUGUGCAUGAUGCUCACAGCCGAUAUCCAAAUCUUCGAUUUCGCAGCUGGACGAGCCGGGCCGGCCCCGGCACGGAAAGCACUCGAUGAUAUUGCUGAAUGGUCACAGACGCCAGCGGCAAGGAGAGCAUGCUUACACGCUGCCCACAUCUACAAAGCCAUGACCAACCGCAAAGCCUCCGAUCAUCCUACUUUCCACUCCGUCUUCUCACUCUUCUCUGCGGCCCUCAUCCUGGGUCUGUACACAUUCAUGGCUCCGAGCUCUACUAGUGGGGUUUCCAGCGUGGGGUCCAUCGAGUUAAUGGAUGAUAUUGAUUGGCAACAAGUUGGUACGGAAGGAUUCACGAGCUUCAUGGAGCCACGGGGAAGUCAAUCUUUCUCACCGACCAACGAUCCAGCUGUGAAUUUCAUUCGCAAUGGUGCAACGAUAUACUUGCGUGGCGUGCCCGUCCAGGGCGGGUAUCAGUCUGCCCGGCGGAUCCUUCUUGAUUAUGCGAACCUGCUCAAGGACUCGGGUAAAUGGAGUGUCAAGAAAUUUUCAUACGUACUUCAUAUCAUGAGUGAUGUGCUGAUGGAUGUUGAGUGA